Laetiporus sulphureus 93-53 is the source of this 870-nucleotide messenger RNA. Its product is annotated as DnaJ-domain-containing protein. Gene Ontology annotation, biological process: spliceosomal complex disassembly. The record is from RefSeq and is a predicted model, not a curated record. The transcript has 6 exons. Gene Ontology annotation, cellular component: spliceosomal complex. NCBI's taxonomy places the organism in Eukaryota, Fungi, Basidiomycota, Agaricomycetes, Polyporales, Laetiporaceae. The coding region runs from base 62 to 715 and encodes 217 amino acids.
AGCCCUUAUACCCAGCAACCCACAACGUUAACGCUGGACUCCUCAUUGCUGCAUGGGGCAUAUGGCCUCCGGCCUCUCUCUGUACGAUAUUUUAGGCAUCACACAAGACGCCUCGGCUGAUGCAGUUCGUAAAGCUUACAAGUUGAAGGCACUCGAGACACAUCCAGACAGGCUACCGGCAGGAACUGGAGCGGCUGAAAUUCGGGCGGCACAGGCGUCAUUCAAUGAUGUUAAGACGGCUUUCGAUGUCCUAAGUGACCCGGCCAAACGACAUGUGUACGAUAACGGGCUGAAUUACAUGCGCCUCCAUGUGACAUUCGACGAGGUGCAGAACAAGCUCGCACAAGAGAGGCUCUCCCGUGAACGCGCAGAAUGGGCGAGACAAACGCAGCUGCGUGCCCAGGAGCGCAUGCGAGAGCAGAUCUACGCUAGCCAGAAGCGGUACGAAGAGUCCGUAGAAGAGGCGAAGCGGCGAUACCAAGAGAAGGUCCAAGCAAUCGAGAAGGAGCACUGCCUUGAUCAUGGGACGGAAUUUCAGACGGAGAGCGAUCUUCUGGAACCAUCCUCGCCCUCGGACGGCCUUGCGGAUGAGUUUCUGCAGGAUCUCAGAAAGAUGAAUCCGGAGUGGGAGAUGAGGAGGCGGGAGGCUAUGCGCCGCAAAGCCGAAAGAAUGCGGGCUGGGGAUCGGAUGAACAGAGAGGGAAUCCGGCUAUGAGGCUUGCAUAUAUGUCCAUUAUUCUAUUGCUUUCAUCAAUAACUGGUAUCUGAUCACUUUGUUUGUACACUGACUAUGGACUGCUUGUUCUACGGAUUUCCAUGUAUGUGCAGUAGACAUUAUCGAUCGCCUUCAUAAGGCAUUGUCGCCAUCAU